GGAGAAAACGCGACUGCUGCCUCGUAUUUCUCAAAGCCUCGAGAUAGUUUUCAAUCCAACUUCGACUACCCACAUACGUUCACGGCCUUGUCACUGCCGACGUGUGUACAUUCACACUCAAGUACGAUCGAAAACGCCCGUUAUCCUUCCUUCCUCAUAGCCGACGCUAGCUGAAGCCCUCGUACGAAACCUACCUCAACCUGCGGAUCGAGUUCUCUAGGCAAGCAAGCCAGGAAUUGUUGUCAAAGACAAGAGAAGGCCUCUCCAUAGCCGCAUGGUGCCAUGAACGAAACGCCGCGACUGCGGUCGGCUUUCCCUACUACUCCCCAAACACAACCUCGACUGCGAAACACCAAUCUCAAUGGCCGUUCAAGUUUGGGUUCGCCAGGCUCGCCCUUUUCUCAAAGAAACAUCAGCACGACAAAGCAGCCAACUAGGGUCCCGGUAGAUGCUACAUCUAAAGCAGCCCCAUUCAUCUCAACAGAAGUGGUGGAUGCGCCCUCGCAGAGGUUCUACGUCUUUGCAUUCUACGUCGCCCUGACUGCUUGGAGAUUGUACAACUCAUACAGCGUUGAGAAUGACCUCGACUCGACGUGGCUGUUUUUGAAAUGGAUCGGUAUCGAUGCAGCGUUCUUCGUGGCCCUUCCGGCCUUCAGAAUACCGUGGCUGGAGUUUUCGUUCGCCACCACAUUCACAUUAUGGCUUCUGCACGCAAUUGCCAAUGCCUUUCUCAUGUACAAGAUUCCCAUACCCGUCCUGUCCUGGCUGGGAGCUCUGGUCAAGAUCGCGUAUGACCGGGAACUCUCAAUCUCAGAGCAUCGUGUCAAGCCAGCCGACAUUUUGCACAACUCUUCCAUCAUUCUUGGAAAGCAGAUCAUUCACAUUCUUCCGGAAGGAUCAGCUAUUCUCAACCCAGAGAAGAAAUCCUUUUGCUUAGAUGCCUCGAAUCCGUCGAUCGAGCUGCCAAUCCAGAUCAACCAAACAACUCCUAUCUCCAUCGAGCUGCAAAGAUUCGAUCUUGACACAGAUGAAGUCGAAACAAUCUUGAUUGGUAGCAAGCAGGCCAAACAGUUGAAAAGACAGGCAGACGCCGGCCACGCCAGGUCCGACACGAACACCCCUCGAGUCUUGCACUACCCUGUGUCGAAGAAGGGACUCUACCAGCUGCAUCGUGUUAUUGACGCCACAAAGCUGGAAGUGCGAAAGCGAAGUUUUGAUGUCGCUGUCGUGCAAUGCCCGAAAGCCUCCAUCUCAGCCGAAUCGGUAAACCGGUGUUCGGGAGAUUUGAGCAAUCUCUCCCUACAAGUGUCGGGCAUUCCUCCGUUCAAGGUCAAGUACAGCAAGACUAUCAACCACAAGCAAUUCAGCUCAAUUGUCCAAAAUGUUCAGCCACGCGCAAACCCGGACUUUGUGUCCGACGAGGAGGCUUCGCAGGCAGUGAUGGAUCCGAACAGACCGCAGAUGGGCUGGACGAGGUCGACGACUGAAUCUUUCGAAAUCAAUGAAUCACUCCAUCAGAAUGGAAGCCAUUCGUAUACGAUCGAAGAAGUGGAGGAUGGCCUUGGGAACAAAGUCACCUAUUAUUCGAGUAAUCCCAAGGACGCUCAUGCUCCUAGGGUCCAGAGCCUGACUGUUCACAAUCGACCUCGGAUCAGCCUUUCAUUCCCUGGGCCCAACGCCGACCGGUUGAUACCAGUACGAAAAGACAGCUUCAUCAGCCUACCUAUCAAUAUCCGACCGGCAGACCGAUUGCAUCCGUCCGACUGGCCAUUGAAGGUGAAAUACAGCUUCAUGCCUGACACUGAAGGGGAAAGCCCCCAGUCAGAAGAUCUCACUUUUGAAAUGCCUAAUGAGCGGUUCAGGCCCCAAGUAAGCAAGGCGGGACGGUAUAAUAUCGAUUCGAUUGAUAGCCGAUUCUGUCACGGAGAAAUUGUGGAACCCUCUUCGUGCUUGUUAUUCAACCCUCCAGAGCCUGAUCUUGCUCUGGACAAGCAGGACAUCUUUGAUCAAUGUGCGGGAAGCCCUAUCGGCAUGUAUCUCAACCUCGACUUCACCGGCACCCCGCCUUUCAAGGUUAGGUACACCAUCACCCACCGAGGCAAAGCUCAUCCCAAGAUCCAAGAAUUCUCGGGAAUGCGAGGUCAGAUUGAGCUACGUGAAGAGGCGGCUGGCUCCUACAUCUACAAUAUUCUUGAGGUUGAAGAUGGUGUUUAUGGCCCGACUCCUCUGAAGCACAAGAAUUACGUGUUCCAGCAAGAUAUAAUGCCGCCGGCUUCCGCAGCUUUCCGUGGCGACAAUCGUGUUAUCAAGGCGUGCCUGGGUGAGCCUGUAUCAAUGCAGGUGAAAUUGUCAGGCCAAGGCCCGUGGGAUCUUGAUUAUGAGCUUGUACAUGGCGGCAAGAGGAAAAAGCACAAUAUUCACUCAGAAGAGGAAAACUACAUGGUGUUACUCCCUGGAUUUACCGAGGGCGGAACAUAUUCAGUCGUCUUGACCGGUGUGCAAGACAAAUCACGAUGUCGUACUUCGCUGAAAGAGGAAAGACAAAUCGAGGUCAGAGCUGAACAGCCCCGUGCGGCGUUUGGGCACAUCGAGGGCAAACGAUCAACAUUGGCAUUACAUGGCAAGUCCGUCACGCUGCCGUUGCGACUGAAAGGCGUUGCACCAUGGGCUGUGCGAAUUCGUAAUCUGGAUGACCCUGCAAGCUCCUUUGAAGAGAUUCUGCGAGAUGCCAACUCGGCGUUUUCAGUGACUGAACCAGGAACAUAUGAGAUUGUUUCCGUCCACGAUAGGUGUCCAGGUCUGGUCGACUCCAAAGCGAACACAUUCCAAGUCAGCUGGAUACCUCGACCGAAACUGUCCGUCAAAGACUCGGCAGUGGAGGACGGUGGCGUUGGCAUAUUCCGGAAACCUGCAGUAUGUCAGAGCGACGAGUCUUCUCUGUCUCUCGCUCUCUCUGGUAACCCACCUUACCAUUUGAAAUACCAACAGAAGUUUGAGCCGGUCAAGGGCCCGGCAGCGAUCAGCAAUAAAGCUUGCAGUUUCGCUGGAAACAGUGCCAUAGUCAGUCUCGAUACAAGCAAGGCUGGAGAAUAUACCUAUGUUUUCACCGAGCUCAGCGACGACCGCUACGCUCAUGACAAGCAGCACUUGACCCCAGUCAUUGUCAAGCAGCAGGUCUAUGCUCCGCCAGCUGCCAAAUUCUCCCAAGCAGGAAAAACCUACGGCUAUUGCAAAGAUGAUCCGAGUUUCACUGCCAGCGUCGAAGCGGAAACUGAGAACAUCCCCAUCACGUUUACCGGGACGCCACCUUUCAGCGUCGAAAUCGCCAUCGUUCAUCAUGGCGUUUCGACACGGCCUGAAAUCAUUCGUCAGAAGGACAUCCAAUCGACCACAUAUGCCUGGCCUUUGUCCCGAUCCACUCUUGAUCUCGGCACACACAGCGUUUCCAUUCGUUCCGUCAAAGAUGCUCGAGGCUGCGAAACUAUCCUGGAAUCCGACCCUUCAUCUGUGCGCAUCUUCGUAUCUUCGCCCCCGACAAUAUUGCCGCUCGAAUCCCAUGAUGACUACUGCGUUGCCGAGCACGUAUCGUUCUCGCUAAGCGGCCAACCACCUUUCGAUGUCUUCUACACAUUCCAAGGACGUGAGCGCAAAGCCCGUGUCUCCGGCAACGAAUUCAGACGUCUCGCCGAGUCACCGGGUGAAUUCAUCAUUACCGGCAUCAGUGACAGCGCCAUGGGUAACGGCAAAUGUCGUGCAAGGAAGGAGAUCAAGAAGAUCAUCCACCCCUACCCAACGGUCGAGAUGGGCCGUGGGAAGACCCUGGUCAGCGAUAUCCAUGAGGGCGGCGAGGUUGAUAUCAGUUUCACGUUUACGGGGACGCCGCCGUUUGAGUUUACGUACAUUCGCUCCGAAAAUGCCAAGAAGAGCAGCCGCCACGCGCCGAAGAUCCUCGAGACGCGACACGAUACAUGUGACGAGUUCAGCAAAGUGAUCCGCGCGAGCGACGAGGGCGUUUACGAGGUCGUGUCGAUCAAGGACCGCUACUGCUCGUACACGAAGCCGAGUCACAAGAAUACUGGAGCUGGGUCUGGUGGACAGAAGAGGUUGACGUACUAGUUUUUUCGAAUUAUUUUGUCCGGGGUUGUCUUCUAUUGGGUCUUUGCAUUGUACUGGCGUGAGAGACGGGUGGGUUGCCUCGUCCCAUGGGAAGGUCCAGAAUUUGGGAUAAUCUGGGCCGGAACAUGGAUUUCGAUCCUCAAGAACAGACACUUACAAUGCUAGAUAGAGGGGACGCGUGGCGGUUGACACGCUUUGCCAACAUUAAGCUGGCGUGACAAAAUCAACAGAACAGUGAAGGAGCAUAGAAACAGCGAAACAGUGGAAAGAUGCUUUUUUGGUCUUGGGCCGAUCUAUCUUGACACCAGUACCUAGUACCUAGUAGAACAGGUACCGCCCAAUUCCGAACCUUUCGUUUUGUCCAGCCAUCAACUAGCAUAG
Molecule: messenger RNA, 4497 nt
Organism: Exophiala xenobiotica
Lineage: Eukaryota; Fungi; Ascomycota; Eurotiomycetes; Chaetothyriales; Herpotrichiellaceae
Exons: 2
Coding region: 283-4116 (1277 amino acids)
Biological process (GO): nuclear pore organization; protein import into nucleus
Cellular component (GO): nuclear pore transmembrane ring
Molecular function (GO): structural constituent of nuclear pore
Source: RefSeq, a predicted model, not a curated record